Messenger RNA from Leucoraja erinaceus (little skate), 1464 nucleotides. It is a transcript of the gene en2a, whose product is annotated as engrailed homeobox 2a. Gene Ontology annotation, molecular function: RNA polymerase II cis-regulatory region sequence-specific DNA binding; DNA-binding transcription factor activity, RNA polymerase II-specific. Gene Ontology annotation, biological process: regulation of transcription by RNA polymerase II; multicellular organism development; neuron differentiation. Gene Ontology annotation, cellular component: nucleus. The record is from RefSeq and is a predicted model, not a curated record. Lineage: Eukaryota; Metazoa; Chordata; Chondrichthyes; Rajiformes; Rajidae.
AUAUUAAAGGAGGAACGUUUUGGGGGGAGAACUAAAAGGCAAGAUCUGAGCUUCCACUCAUUCUUUCCACAAACCAACUUGGAUAUCGCUGCAUACUUGAGUGGGUGAAAGGCUAAAGAGAGCUGGGAAGGGGGGGACGGGGACGGGGACGACAGUUCCGAAGCCGUUCACACACUAUGGAAGAAAAUGAUCAAAAUAACCAUGAAGUGGACAACCAGGAGUCGAGCAACGAGUCUAACCGAGCCAUCAUGCCGCUACUCCAGGCGCCGGGGAACCAGCUCCCUCACCGGAUCACCAACUUUUUCAUCGACAACAUCUUGCGGCCGGACUUCGGCAAAAGGAAAGACGGGCACCGCGAUCAGAGUCACGUCCCCGGGAGAGAGAACGUUAGCCCGUCGGCGGUGGUGUCCGGUCAAAGCGGAGGCAGCGCGCCCGGGGUGGGAGGAGGAGGAGGAGGAGGAGGAGGAGUGGUGGUGGUGUGUGGUGGUGUUGGUGGUGAUGGUGUCUCCGGCGGAGGAGGAGGGGCUCCAGCCAGCCCGUCUGGCCCGGCUAAGAAACGAGACGUGGCGGGAGAAGCGACGCUGAGGAACGGCGAGAGCGCCGAGCAAUCCCAGAGCUCCGAUUCAGACAGCUCCCACAGCAGCACCAGCGCAGUCUCCCAACCCAUGCUUUGGCCUGCGUGGGUUUACUGCACUAGAUACUCGGACAGGCCUUCUUCAGGUCCCAGGUCCCGCAAACCAAAGAAAAAGACUCCCAAUAAGGAGGACAAGCGACCGAGGACAGCGUUCACAGCCGAACAAUUGCAGAGACUGAAAGCCGAGUUUCAGACGAACCGCUAUCUAACCGAGCAACGCCGGCAGAGCUUAGCUCACGAACUCAGUCUCAACGAAUCCCAAAUCAAAAUCUGGUUUCAGAACAAGCGAGCCAAAAUCAAGAAAGCUAGCGGAUCAAAGAACUCACUGGCACUACAUUUAAUGGCACAAGGACUUUACAACCAUUCCAACACGGGGAAAGAAGAUAAGGAAGAAAGCGAAUAGCAGAGAUUGAACAAAAGUGCGAACAAAUACAAUGCAAUAAUAUAAAUCUAAAAAAAAAAUAAAGGGCCAGUGUAUUGAGAAAGAAAGAGAGAGAAAAAGAUACCAGCAUAGUUUUUAAAAGAUAUGAAAUUGUAUGAGAUAUUAUUCCGCAAUAUUCUGUGUAUAUAAUUCAGGUAAGGUGUUGUAAAAAAAACUGAAAUAUUUCAAUAUAUGGUGAGAUAUUGUUUCUGGGAUUUCAGAAGCUACUUUUUUUGCCGCGGAUAUUGUUCGUUGGUUGCAUUUUCUACCAGUCACCGACUGGGUUCCGUAGCCGCUCGGUGAACAAACUAACGUGAAAUUUAAACCAACCUGCUGAAGUCCAAAGAAUUUUCCUGCUGUUGUUUUACAGAAAAUAUGUUAAAUUAAAUAAAUAUCAAAUGUUUGAUUC